Molecule: messenger RNA, 1248 nt
Organism: Lolium rigidum
Lineage: Eukaryota; Viridiplantae; Streptophyta; Magnoliopsida; Poales; Poaceae
Product: transcription factor BHLH6-like
Exons: 4
Coding region: 73-948 (291 amino acids)
Biological process (GO): regulation of DNA-templated transcription
Cellular component (GO): nucleus
Molecular function (GO): DNA-binding transcription factor activity; protein dimerization activity; sequence-specific DNA binding
Source: RefSeq, a predicted model, not a curated record
GCGAGCCAGCACCAACAGAGCACACUCUCUCAGCUACAGCAUAGCAGCAGCGGCGAUUCGGAAGGAGACGACAUGGACGCCGACAUGGGCGAGAACUUCGCGUACUACUGGGAGACGCAGCGCUACCUCGAGUCGGAGGAGCUCGUCGACAGCAUCUUCGUCGGGGCGACCGAGGACGCCAUUUCGUACUACGACUCCAGCUCGCCGGACGGGUCCCACUCGUCCUCUACGCCGACAGGGGCCGCCAUUGCCGGGGCUGGGAUGGGGAUGGGGAUGGGGAUGGAGAUGGGCGGGACUGGGGCAAACAAGAACAUCCUGAUGGAGCGUGACCGCCGCCGCAAGCUGAACGAGAAGCUCUACGCGCUCCGCAGCGUCGUGCCCAAUAUCACCAAGAUGGACAAGGCGUCGAUCAUCAAGGACGCGAUCGAGUACAUCCAGGUGCUGCAGGCGGAGGAGAGGCAGAUGGCGGCGGAGGUGUCCGCGCUCGAGUCGUCCGCGGCCGGCGCGGACGAAGAGGACUACGACGGUGCCCUCUUCCCGGAGCUGGAGCAGGUCUCCCAGGCGGCGCAGCAGCAGAGGAAGAAGGUGAAGCGCGCGCUGUCGGUGUCGUCGAUGAACGACGCGCUGCUCGCCGCGGCGGCGGAGGCGGCGUCCCCGCCCGUGGAGGUGCUGGAGCUGCGCGUGUCGGAGGUGAGCGAGAAGGUGCUGGUGGUGAGCGUGACGUGCACCAAGCAGCGCGACGCCAUGGCCAAGGUGUGCCGCGCGCUCGAGGAGCUCCGCCUCAGGGUCAUCACCGCCAACAUCACCUCCGUCUCCGGCUUCCUCAUGCACACACUCUUCGUCGAGGUGGAUGACAUGGAUCGAUUCCAGGUGAAGGAGAUCGUGGAGGCUGCUCUCGCACAGCUUGAUGCUCCAGGAAGCCCGCCAGUAAGCUCCAUGAGCUAUUAGGACUGGAUCAUACGCUCGUCGUCCUUGAGUCGCCUAUUUCACCUUAACACCAGCUAGCCACUCCUUUGCAAGGCCUUUAUAUACUGUUAUGUAAUGUAUGUGCCAUAGUUUUGCCCUGUUUUUUCGCAACACCCCUUUAUAUGUAUCGAUGGAGGUGAUUGUUUUAGUACGAGGCGAUAUAGCUUAAGGCAUAUAUAGAUAAUAGAGUGACUAGAUAUGCUUUGGACCUCAUGAAGGAUCAUGGCAUAAGUUCGUGGAGUAUCUAUGGUGAUAAAUAAAUAAAAAGGUGAUUAGCUGAUU